This is a messenger RNA of Vicugna pacos (alpaca), 2426 nucleotides long. RefSeq names its product FAM20C golgi associated secretory pathway kinase (gene FAM20C). Gene Ontology annotation, biological process: enamel mineralization; protein phosphorylation. Gene Ontology annotation, molecular function: protein serine/threonine kinase activity. The record is from RefSeq and is a predicted model, not a curated record. Gene Ontology annotation, cellular component: Golgi apparatus. Lineage: Eukaryota; Metazoa; Chordata; Mammalia; Artiodactyla; Camelidae.
AUGGGCGUCCUGGGCCGGGGCCCAGAGCGGGUGAGGGGCGCAGCCGAGAGGAAGAUGAGAGUGAACACACUGGGCAGCACCACAGCGGUGCCCGGGCCCCAGGGAGGGAACCCGCGUGGUAGCCGCGCCCACACGGCAGGAGCCACGGAAGUUGCUUGGUGCAGAAAUUUCAGGUCCUGGGGAAUUUGCAGCCGCACCUGGGCACAGGCGCGCGGCCGCCCCGGGGAGCCCCUGGCCGCAGCCUCAGCCGCUGGCGACGCGGGCUGGCCCAACAAGCACACGCUGCGGAUCCUGCAGGACUUCAGCUCCGACCCUUCCUCCAAUCUUACGUCCCACUCGCUUGAGAAGCUGCCACCCGUGGCUGAACAGGCUGAGGGCGCCUUGCAGGGGCAGGAUCCCGGUGUCCCGCCACCCCAAGACCCUGCUCACCGGCCACUGCUCCGAGACCCUGGCCCACAUCGGCCGGAGGCAUCCCCUGGCCCGAGCGGGGACGGCGCCCUCCUGGCCAGGCUGUUCCAACACCCCCUGUACCAGGUUGCCGUUCCGCCGCUAACGGAGGACGACGUCCUCUUCAAUGUGAACAGUGACAUCAGAUUCAACCCCAGGGCGGCGGCGGCGGCAGAGAACCCUGACUGGCCACACGAAGGUCCUGAGGAUGAAGAAUUCCUGCCUACAGGGGAGGCGGCCGUGGACUCCUACCCCAACUGGCUCAAGUUCCACAUCGGCAUCAACCGCUACGAGCUGUACUCCAGACACAACCCUGCGGUGGAUGCCCUGCUGCGUGACCUCGGCACCCAGAAGAUCACCAGUGUCGCCAUGAAGUCAGGGGGCACGCAGCUGAAGCUCGUCAUGACGUUCCAGAACUACGGACAAGCGCUGUUCAAACCCAUGAAGCAGACGAGGGAGCAGGAGACGCCUCCUGACUUCUUUUACUUCUCUGACUACGAGAGGCACAACGCAGAGAUCGCUGCCUUCCACCUGGACAGGAUCCUGGGCUUCCGCCGUGUCCCUCCCGUGGCCGGCAGGAUGGUCAACAUGACCAAGGAGAUCCGGGACGUCACACGAGACAAGAAACUGUGGAGGACCUUCUUCAUCUCCCCAGCCAACAACAUCUGCUUCUACGGGGAGUGUUCCUACUACUGCUCCACGGAGCACGCGCUGUGCGGGAGGCCAGACCAGAUAGAGGGCUCGCUGGCAGCCUUCCUGCCGGACCUGUCACUGGCCAAGAGGAAGACCUGGCGGAACCCCUGGCGACGCUCAUACCAUAAGCGCAAGAAGGCAGAGUGGGAAGUGGACCCCGACUACUGCGAGGAGGUGAAGCAGACGCCCCCCUACGACAGCGGCCACCGCAUCCUGGAUGUCAUGGACAUGACCGUCUUUGACUUCCUCAUGGGGAACAUGGACCGCCAUCACUACGAGACCUUCGAGAAGUUUGGGAACGAGACGUUUAUCAUCCACUUGGACAAUGGAAGAGGGUUUGGGAAACAUUCCCACGAUGAGCUUUCCAUCUUGGCGCCUCUACAGCAGUGCUGCAGGAUUAGGAAGUCCACCUACCUGCGGCUGCAGCUUCUGGUCAAGGAGGAGUACAAGCUCAGCCUGCUGAUGGCCGAGUCCCUGCGGGGGGACCGUGUGGCCCCCGUCCUGUACCCGCCGCACCUGGAGGCGCUGGACCGGCGGCUGCGCGUGGUGCUGCAGGCAGUCAGGGACUGCGUGGAGAGGGACGGGCUGCGCAGCGUCGUAGAGGACGACCUGGACCCCGAGCACAGAGUCUCCGCCGGGAGGUAGUGACCACGAGCCGCGGCCAGUGCCGAGGGAUGUGGGAGGCUGGUGAACUCAGGGCCACCAGGCUGCCCCGAGGACGCCAGGGCCCUCGCGGCAGGUCCACGGGGCGCGUCUUCUCCGGGUCCAGACCAGAACAGACCUGGAGGGCACGUUUCUCGCCCACGGACAGAGCGGCCUGGCGGCGGACGACCCACCCUUUUUAUAUGGAGAGGAAGCCUUUAUUUACUAUUUUGUAUUUAUACCUGGUGUAAAUGUACAUAAAUGGAGACGUCUGUGCAGACCCCGGACCCCUUCCCGAAUCACGGAGGCCACUCCGCCAGCGGCAGGGUCGCUGUGACGUGCUCCCACGUGGGUCCGACCUACAGCAGAACCUCUCCUCCCUUCCUGGGGCUGAGUUCCAGGGGCUGGGACUCGUCACAGCUGCCGGAGGCUCCUGAGGGCCCUCAGGGACACACAUCGACAGACGAACACCGUAGCGUUUCGGGGCUUGGCUGCCGGGCUGUCCAUAAUCUGACUUGCUCUGGAAGCUGUGUCCAUAAGGCACACUGCUACGGCCGGGCCGCUGGGGUACCUGCGCAGAGUUUCCAUGGAAUAGUUUGCAAUGUGGUAAAAGUGCAAUAAAGAUUCAGCAAGUGUGUGCAGGG